Opisthocomus hoazin is the source of this 1465-nucleotide messenger RNA. RefSeq names its product T-box-containing protein TBX6L. Gene Ontology annotation, cellular component: nucleus; chromatin. Lineage: Eukaryota; Metazoa; Chordata; Aves; Opisthocomiformes; Opisthocomidae. Gene Ontology annotation, biological process: regulation of transcription by RNA polymerase II; positive regulation of DNA-templated transcription; cell fate specification. The record is from RefSeq and is a predicted model, not a curated record. Gene Ontology annotation, molecular function: RNA polymerase II cis-regulatory region sequence-specific DNA binding; DNA-binding transcription factor activity, RNA polymerase II-specific.
UCAGGAGGAAGGUCUUUUGCUUGCUUCAGGAUAUCAGACCUGCUUUUAAACUGGACUAUUUUGGCUUCCCUUGUAAGAACUCUGGUGGCUCUCUUGGCCGUGCAAGCUCCUAGACUCCACAGUACAUGGAAAAAUGCAAGCUUUACCAGACGUGAAAGCGCCGUGCGAGGCACUGUCUUCCCCGAGCCUGGAGCCCUACCCGCAGAGCUCCAUUGUGGUCACCCUCGAGGACAUGGCGCUCUGGAUGAAGUUUCAUCAGAUAGGAACCGAGAUGAUCAUCACCAAAUCUGGCAGACGAAUGUUUCCACAAUGCAAAAUCAAAGUCUCCGGCUUAAUCCCGUAUGCCAAGUACCUCAUGCUGGUAGAUUUUGUGCCAAUGGACAACUUCAGGUACAAGUGGAAUAAAGAUCAGUGGGAAGUUGCUGGAAAAGCAGAGCCACAGCUCCCUUGUCGCACCUACGUCCACCCAGAUUCCCCAGCUCCUGGCAGCCACUGGAUGAAAGAACCCGUCUCCUUCCAAAAACUGAAGCUCACCAACAACACUCUGGAUCAACAUGGGCAUAUCAUCCUCCACUCCAUGCACCGUUACAAGCCUCGCUUCCACAUUGUGCAGGCAGAUGACCUCUUCAGUGUCCGCUGGAGCAUCUUCCAGGUCUUCAGCUUCCCCGAGACUGUCUUCACCUCUGUCACUGCCUACCAGAAUGAGCAGAUUACAAAGCUCAAGAUUGACAACAAUCCGUUUGCUAAAGGUUUCCGUGAGCAUGGGAAGAACACUCGAAGGGAAGGACGAGCCAAAUGCCAGAAGCCUAGUCCAGCCAAAGGCCAGAAGAGGAAGCUGCCUGAGGAAAAGGAGUCCAGUGCUGAAGAACGUGAUUUUGAGAAAGAUGAGAUUGCAGAUGUGAAGGAGGAGAGCAACCCCGUCGUGGAGGAGCAGAGAGGCAGCCAUGCCUUUCCUGCAGCAUCGCCGGUGCCAGCUGACCAGAGGGAGGGCCUGCCCAGAGAGCAGCAAGUGCCCACGCCAUCCUACCAGACGUAUCGGUUCCACGAAGCUGGGGACAGCCAGCAGCUUCCCACCCGUGACACCGCAACCUUGAAUGAUUUCCGUGCAAGGUGCCACCCCUUGGAUCUCGCCACAGUGCCCGACCACGACUCCAAACAGCUCCCAGAGGGCUUCACCAACCUGCCUGCACUCCCCCCACCUUUGCCUCCUCCUCAGGACUACACAGGAGUGGUGAACAUGGCUCUAGACUCUGUCGGGAAACCCGGGCCCCGAGCGCCCAUGUACAGUCCCUACGGCACCGAGCAAGGUCUUGGCCAGUGGAUGGUGCCUUCCCACAGCCAGUACAGGGCCAUGAGCUACUCAGCCUUCUCCACAGAGUACAAUACACAGGGGCCUCCAGGACAUGCCCACGGCACCAUGGCAGAGUGGAGCCAGUACCCUCUGUUCCCCUAUGCCUGCUGGUGA